AUGAUCUGGCAUAUAUCAUAUCUAUCAGUCUACCACCUCAAUCUCAUUUUGUUUCUAUCUAUCUAUCUAUCUAUCUAUCUAUCUAUCUAUCUAUCUAUCUAUCUAUCUAUCUAUCUAUCUCAUUUUUUCAUAUCUAUGUAUGUAUGUAUGUAUCUAUCUCAUUUUGUUCAUAUCUAUCUAUCUAUCUAUCUAUCUAUCUAUCUAUCUAUCUAUUUUUCAUAUCUAUGUAUGUAUUCAUAUCUCAUUUUGUUCAUAUCUAUCUAUCUAUCUAUCUAUCUAUCUAUCUAUCUAUCUAUCUAUCUAUCUAUCUAUCUAUCUAAUAAUAAAGGAUUAAUUAUUGCCACUUUCUUAACCAAUAACGAAAUAUACGAAAUUAUAUACUUUAAUGUACAAAGUAAGUCUCAUUUUUUCAUAUGUAUGUAUGUAUGUAUGUAUGCAUCUAUCUAUCUAUCUAUCUAUCUAUCUAUCUAUCUAUCUAUCUAUUCUAUGUUCAUCUAUCUAUCUAUCUAUCUGUUAUCUAUCAUAUCUAUCUAUCUAUCUAUCUAUCUAUCUAUCUUUUUCAGUCUUUUCGUAUCUCUCUCACUGAUUCAUUCACUCUCUUUCUUUCUUUCUUUUUUUCUAUCUAUCUAUCUAUCUAUCUAUCUAUCUAUCUAUCUAUCUAUCUAUCUAUCUGCGCAAAUAUAUACAAUGCAGAGGUGCCACAUGCAGUGUACAUAA
Messenger RNA from Acanthosepion pharaonis, 717 nucleotides. Lineage: Eukaryota; Metazoa; Mollusca; Cephalopoda; Sepiida; Sepiidae. The record is from the annotation of a GenBank genome assembly.